Ostreobium quekettii is the source of this 1530-nucleotide messenger RNA. Lineage: Eukaryota; Viridiplantae; Chlorophyta; Ulvophyceae; Bryopsidales; Ostreobiaceae. The record is from the annotation of a GenBank genome assembly.
AUGUUCACUACAACCCACCCUAAACUUUGCAAUUUGGAAAGUCGCACCAUUGCUGUGCUGGCUUUCCGAUCUAAUCUGUCUGUUGUUUUCUCUGGGUUUGAAACAGCUGCAGGACGAGAGCCCAGCCCGACAGCUGUCAGUAUUGCUAAUGGUGUCCUGCUCGUGUUGUUCCCAAAGGUCCUUCUGGAGAUACUCUCCCUGGCAGUGCCAGGGAUAUGCGUGGUGAUCGCUGACCCGUUGUUCUCCCUUGUCGACACGGCGUGUGUUGGCCAGAUUUCUUCUGCCCAGCUGGCAGCCCUUGGACCAAACACUGCAAUAUUCAACUUUGUGUUCCAGCUAUUCACCUUCCUUGGAAUGUCCAUCGCAAAUGCACUUGCUUCCAACAAUGUGCAUUCGCCAGGGCUGACGCAGACGGCAAGAAAUACACGGCGGGCGUUCUCUGAGUCCAUGCUCUGUUAUUCCUUGACCAUUGCUGCUGUUCUGGGAUGCGUGGCUACUGCGUUGCUCACCAUGUCAGGAGAGACCCUCUUGCGAGGGAUGGGUACCAGUGCACAUCUGAUGAAGUACGCCCUGCCUUAUCUUCAAAUCCGGGCCCUGGCAGCCCCUGCUGUUUUCAUAACGCUUGUGGCCCAGGGCGCCUGCCUUGGGCAGCAGGACAUGUGGACACCAAUGAGGGUUGUGUUGGUGUCUGGCCUUGUCAACUUGCUGGGCGACCUGUGGUUGAUUCUGCACUUCCAGCUUGGGACAGUGGGGGCAGCAGCUGCAACCACAGUGGCUCAAUAUGCAGGAGCUGCAUUUUUUCUGUGGUAUCUGCAUCACAAGGGAAAGCACGGGAAGGGUGUGCCUUUGAAGUGGAAAGGACUGCCAAGAGUGAAGGAGAUGUGGCCGAUGUUGAGCAUGGCAGGGGUGCUUGUACAGAGGUCCAUCAGCUUGAUGGUGGUGUACACUGCCCUGACUGCAGCAGCGACAAAGCUUGGAACUGUCGAGGCUGCAGCACACCAAGUCGCCCUGCAAUUCUUUUGGCUCCUGUCAUAUUUUACGGAGCCAUUCUCCUUGACCGCACAGACUUUGAUCGCACGCGAUGCGGCGGACCCAGUGAAGGUGCACCGCUUAGCGUACAUUCUGCUCUUCCUGGGUGGCUUGACAGGCGCUGUGCUGGCGCUGGUGCAAGGCUGCGUCCUGCUGGGAUUCCCACACAUCUUCUCAUCCGACCCAGCCGUAAUAUCGGCCGUCCAGAUGGUCGCCCCCCACGGCAUGCUUGCUUUGAUUGUCUGCUCCCUGGCCAUGAUAUGCGAUGGCGUUAGUAUUGGGUCCAGGCAAAUGAACCAUCUCCCACGGUUGACUGCAGUGUCUAUGCUGGUCGUGUUCUGGACACUCGAAUUUGGAGCCCAAGCGGGGCUGGGACUCCAUGGGGUGUGGUUGUCAAUGGUGGCGCUGUUUGGGUCGCGAGUCUGGCUGCAUGCCAUGUAUGUGAAGCUGCAUUGGAGGCGCAGCAUAUUCGGCGAGAACCGUGUGGCAGUGCCUGCUUAG